CUCGACUCCACCCUCCAAGCACAUGAACACAACAACAAUGCCUGGACAACAAGCAAAGCAAUGGGUUCUGUCCAAUCCUCCCCAUGCAGACCCUGUCCUUGAGGGCGACGACGCCACCUUCAAGCUCGAGAACGUCACACUCCCCGAGAUCGGCGCCGACCAGGUCCUCGUCAAGACCCUCUACCUCUCGAACGACCCCGCCCAGCGUGGAUGGAUUCAGAAGGGCAUGGACCCGGAGCGUCUCUACGUUCCGCCGGUCAAGAAGGGCGAGGUCAUGCGCUCGUACGCCAUUGGCGAGGUUGUCGAAUCGAACGUCGACAGCCUGAAGAAGGGUACAUUGGUCAGCGGUUCGCUAGGCUGGACAGACUACGCUGUCAUUAAGGCGAACGAGGUCCGUGCCGUUGCUGCUGAUGAGAAGGCUGGCAUUCGCGUCACGAAUUACAUUGGGUCGCUCGGAGGACCCGGUCUCACAGCCUACUACGGCAUCACCGAUAUCGCACGCGCAACCAAGGACGAUGUAGUCGUCGUUUCUGGCGCUGCUGGCGCUACCGGUAGUAUGGUUGUUCAGAUCGCGAAGCACCUAAUCGGCUGCAAGAAGGUCAUUGGUAUUGCCGGUGGGGACAAGAAGUGCAAGUGGGUUGAAUCGCUCGGCGCCGAUGUGUGUGUGGAUUACAAGGCUGCUUCGUUCAAGGAGGACCUCAAGAAGGCCACCGAGGGCUUCGUAGAUGUCUACUUCGACAACGUCGGCGGCAAGAUCCUUGACCUUAUGCUCUCGCGCAUCAAGCGUUUCGGACGUGUUGCUGCCUGCGGCGCCAUCUCGGCAUACAACGACCCCAGCGUUGGUAUCAAGAACUGGUUUGAGAUCAUCGCCAACAGGAUCGAGGUCAAGGGCUUCAUCGUAAUCGAUGCAAUGACCUCAGGCAAGGCUGGAAACAUGCUCGGAGCUAUCACUCAGGCCAUCAAGGAUGGAAAGAUCAGGAUCGACCCGGAGAGCGAGACCGUUGUACCUACCAAGUUCGAGGAUGUGCCCAAGACAUGGACAACGCUGUUUUCGGGAGGCAACCAGGGCAAGCUGGUCACUGAGAUUAAGGUAUAAACCAAGGUCUUCUGUAUGACGAAACGAAAAUAAACAAUGACGGCACUUUGCCUUUGACAACAUUGUAGCUUUUUGGCAUGCCUAUAGUCCACGCACCAUUAGCUCCAUUGAUACCGUUACUUUUCGCAACUUUCUUCGCGGGUGCCGGCUGAGCCAGGGCCCCAACCCAGCGCGCCCUCCGCAAAGAUAUCCCGGCCAGCCUGGAGCUCAUUCUCACCCUCCAACUACAGCGUCCUUACGAUAACCUUCUCCGUCAUCGCAUCCCGAUGAUGAUAAAUAUGGCCCGUGCAUCUCCGAUAGAAAUAGCAAUGCACAU
Messenger RNA from Didymella exigua CBS 183.55, 1412 nucleotides. Its product is annotated as NAD(P)-binding protein. NCBI's taxonomy places the organism in Eukaryota, Fungi, Ascomycota, Dothideomycetes, Pleosporales, Didymellaceae. Gene Ontology annotation, molecular function: oxidoreductase activity, acting on the CH-CH group of donors, NAD or NADP as acceptor. The transcript has a single exon. Bases 38 to 1096 code for a protein of 352 amino acids. The record is from RefSeq and is a predicted model, not a curated record.